UCACAGUAAGCUGUCAGGCUAAACCGGAGAAGAUGGUGCUAAAAUCAGAAGAGGAGAUUAUAAAAUAUUCUAUGACCGAGGAGGAUCCAAACUCCAACGCUCAGAUUGUAAUUGCCGAGGAAGUUUCGAAGCCAAGAUGGGGACCACAGCAUGCAGGAGCCCAGGAACUUGCCAGCCAAUACACAAAAGGCAAACGGAUCCAGGAGACUAUUUGUAUAGGGGUUAGUACCACAUUGAUCGCCCACAACUUUAUCAUGUUGUGUUGGAAUUUCCACCUUGACAAGUGGUACUUCGUCAUCGCUUCUGCCUUACUUGGGAUUUUGUCAGCAGAUUUCAUGAGUGGGCUGGUCCACUGGACUGCUGAUUCAUGGGGCUCUGUGGAACUACCUAUCAUAGGAAAGGCAUUCAUCCGCCCCUUCCGAGAGCAUCACAUUGACCCCACUUCUAUCACGAGGCAUGAUUUUAUUGAGACCAAUGGGGACAACUUUUCUGUGACCAUCCCCUUUAUGGCCUACUCUGCCUACAAGUUCCUCACUUACAGUCCAGAACAGAUCCAGGAAGUUUACAAUUUUGAGUGCUACCUCUUUCUUUUGACCAUCUUUGUUAGUGUCACCAACCAGUGUCACAAAUGGUCCCAUACCUAUUUUGGCCUUCCACGAUGGAUCACACUUCUACAGGACCUCCAUAUUGUGUUGCCACGGAAACACCACCGCAUCCACCAUGUGGCCCCACAUGAAACCUACUUCUGUAUUACCACCGGUUGGCUUAACCUACCCCUGGAGAAGAUCCGCUUCUGGAGUACUUUUGAGUAUCUUAUAGAAGCUGUGACAGGCUGUAAGCCCAGGUCAGACGACCUCAACUGGGCCAAGAAGAGGAGUUGAUGGAUGUUGUCCAUUUAUAUAUAAGGUUCAUGUUAAGUUUAACAUUUUACAGAUUAAUUUCAUUUUCUGUUUCACAGUUUUACACAAUCAUCUGUCAUGAAUUUUGUCUCAUUUUAUUAUAUGUAAUUAUUUUCUGACCAAAUUGGCAUAUUAUUAGGAUGUCAAUAAAACUAUUCAGGUUUUAAUUUAAAAAAAGUUUUGGUGGAAGAAAACUGUUGCCUUUGAUUGACAAAUUUAAUCAAAAACACACUUUUAAUGUACAUGUGGAGACCUGUAUGUCGCAUGCUUUGCUUCCACAUCAUCAUUUAAUCUUGAAGUUUAAUCAUGCUUUAUAUAUGUAACUUCAUUAAUUGUUAUUGUUAAAAUAUUACAAAGUAUUUUUUCAACAUAGAUAGUUCUAAUUUUUUUCAUUUUUUUUUUUAAUAAGAAAUAUAUUCUGUAUCAAGUUUAGAUAUCAUCUAACUGUAUGUAUCAGAAAAUAAACCAACAUUGCAUUGUAAGAACAACAAAGAAUUUAAUGUUAAAAUCGCUGUAAACAUCUUUAAAUCUACCUUAGUGUUAUUUUUCAUAUUUGUAAAGAAAAAAUACAUAGUCACAUUGUUUAUUUUGUGGUUUCGAGAUCCCUAGAUCUGAAUGGUACUUGAUUACUUAACUAAGAAAAAGUAAACAACUAAAAUCGCCUAAAAAAAGGCUACAAACUG
Messenger RNA from Mizuhopecten yessoensis (Yesso scallop), 1582 nucleotides. RefSeq names its product transmembrane protein 189-like. NCBI's taxonomy places the organism in Eukaryota, Metazoa, Mollusca, Bivalvia, Pectinida, Pectinidae. Gene Ontology annotation, molecular function: oxidoreductase activity. The record is from RefSeq and is a predicted model, not a curated record. Bases 33 to 881 code for a protein of 282 amino acids. The transcript has 5 exons.